Symbiodinium sp. CCMP2456 is the source of this 627-nucleotide messenger RNA. The record is from the annotation of a GenBank genome assembly. Lineage: Eukaryota; Dinophyceae; Suessiales; Symbiodiniaceae.
AUGCAUCCUUCACAUCAAGAUGCCAACCAAGCCUGGCCAGCGCUGGUCGCAGGAGCACUCAAAGCAGACUUCCACAACAUAGCCUGGAGUGGAGCAGGUGUCGUUUGGAACGCUCCUGGCUGCUCAGCAGAAGUACCCUUCAAGGACCUCUACCUAAGAGUCCUGGGGACGAAAGCGGAGCCGACCAUCAACAAGUCUGGCGACUGGUGUCCAGAAGCGACGGUGGUCUACCUGGGCGGGAACGACUGGUGGUCUCUCUCUUCACGAGGUGACGAUGCCCUCAUCGACGGCUUGCGCGAGUUCCUCACACGACUGCGUGUUUACAGAGGACCAGAGGUUCCUAUUUGCAUUCUGCUGCCAUCGCCAACUUCGGUGUGCGCAUGCAUUGGCAGCUUGCCAGAUCAGGCGAGCUUUGCAGAUGACAUGUCACGCUGUUGGCGUGCAGCUGCUCAGCUGGUUAGUGACGAGAAGAUCUUCCUGGAUGUGAUUGAGCCCGACCCCCCUUGCUCGCUGUCAAAUCCCGGAGACUGGGGACAAAUGGGGCAUUGGUCCGUGGAGGGGAACAGGAAGUGGGCUGCAGCCGUGGUUCCCGUUCUCAAGGCACGGCUAGCUUCGACGACUUUCUGA